Molecule: messenger RNA, 2577 nt
Organism: Tetrahymena thermophila SB210
Lineage: Eukaryota; Ciliophora; Oligohymenophorea; Hymenostomatida; Tetrahymenidae
Product: ATPase, histidine kinase-, DNA gyrase B
Exons: 3
Biological process (GO): phosphorylation; phosphorelay signal transduction system
Molecular function (GO): phosphorelay sensor kinase activity
Source: RefSeq, a predicted model, not a curated record
AUGAUGACUGGUAUAAUAAUGUUAAUUAAUCAAUAUGUUUAAUCUCAUACUAUUUUGAAAAUAUUAAACAACCUUAUAGUGAUUAUAGUAUUACUUAUUAUAAAUUCUGCUGCUUUAUAUAUAAGAAUUUCUUUACUAUCUAUUAUCAUUUCUAUUUCUAUUACUGUACACUUUAAGGAUAAAUAAAAUAAAUUGAAAUUCUUUGAUUAUUUUAAAAAACACUAAGAAUUAAAAGGAUGGUAGAAGUUUCUUUCUGAAGAGCUUCCCUAAAGUGUAUUCCUAGUAACUAAAAACUAAGAAAAAUAAAUAUUAAAUGAUAAAAAAUUAAAUAUUCAAAAUGAAAGUUCAGAGACAAAAAACCUUUAAAAUAAUAAAAACUCAGUUUCAGAUAACGAAAAUGCUCAUAGCAAAAUAUAAGAUCAUAUUUAAACUAAUAAAAAAAAUGAGAUUUAAUUUUCUUAAAUUGCUAAAGUAAAUUCUAUAUACAACAAAAAUUAAACUGAAAGAUCUCAAACUUUAUAUAACUUUGCUUUUAUGAAUAACAGAUGCUCUCAGUUUAUUUUUGGUAAUAAAGACCAAUAAUCUGAUACUAAAGCAGACUUAAUUAAUGGAAUAAAUAAUAGUAGCAAAUAAACUGAGCAACAUUAACAAUAAAUAAUUAAUUCUGAUGAAGUUGCUUAAAAUUUAAAGCAAUAGUUGCAAAAGCUAAUCAUUUUAAGAAAAAAAGAACAAGUGUCUAGUAUAUAAUAAGAAUCUCUUCAUAGUUAUAUUUUAAAAUGUGAUAACUAAUCUUCAUCUUUAAGAAAAUUCUCAAAAAAGAAAUCUCAACAUAUUCUAUCAAUAGAAAAAGAAAGAAUUUCACUUGACUAACUGAUAAAUGAAUAUUUUGAAGGUCAAAGUACUAAUUAUUAUUCAUAUGAUAAAUAAAGAGUAUCCUCAAAAUAUAAUUUAAAAAGCUAAAGGUCUUAAAAUAAUGAUUAAAAUGAAAUAAAUUCAGAAGAUUCUUAACUCUUAUGUAAGUUUAAACCUGUUUUAAUUGAACAUUAGGUUAAUUGUUAGCAUUUUCUUCCAAACAAAUACUUUGAUUUAAAAAUUUAUGAAUGUAACUAUAAUGAUAAAUAAUCUUUAAUGAUUAUUAUGGAUGAUAUAAGUGAAAAAGUUAUGGAAGAAAGAUUAAGAGAUGUUGAAAAUUAUAAAGAAAAGCUUUUAUCUAUGAUAACUCAUAACUUAAAAACUCCUCUAAAUGGUAUCAUAUGUAUUUUAGAAAGUAUUGUCUUACAAUAGCAGAAUGCUCAUAUAGAUUAAUAAAAUUUAAAUGCUGUUCUUUAGAGCUCUAAAUUGCUUUCCUAUAUGAUAAAUGACUUGAUAGAUUAUAGUUGCAUUAUAAAAGGAAAUUUAUCUUUAAAUCCAAAAUUUUUUAGCAUUUAAGAGUCAAUAAAUGCUUUGACACAACUAUUUCAAGAUUAAAUGCAAUAUAAAAAUAUCAAAUUAAUUGUAAAUAUGGAAAAAAGCAUACAAGAUAUCAUAAUCUUUAAUGACUAAUAAAGAUUUAUGCAAAUUCUUGUUAACUUAAUAUCUAACUCUUUAAAAUAUACCUUUUAAGGAAACAUUUGUUUAUCAUUAGAGAACUGUUAAGAUUCAGAAAGUAUUUAAAUAAUUGUAUCAGAUACUGGAAUUGGAAUGAGAGAAAGUACUGUAAAGAAGCUAAAUUUAUUUUCUGAAAGCAUUCAAAGCGAAUUUGAUUACUAAUCAGGCCUAGGACUUGGAUUAUAGCUUAUUAACAAUUUGAUAUAAAAAAUUGGACCUACAUAAAGUUUAAAAGUAAAGAAAAAUUCACAAGAUGGAGGUACAAUAGUUAAAUUUUCUGUUUACAAAGAUAUUGUAAAAAAGUAAAGUCUAUAUAGUGCCUAAAUGAUAUCUUUUGACUCUAAAUAAUCUCCUAAGUGUAAUAAGGAAACUCUUUAAAUAUCGUACAAUAUUUAAAAUGAAGCAGAGGAAUUUAAAUCUACAGAAUAAAAAGAGAAUGUUAGAUCUCAUAUAAAAAGAGAAAUGAAAAAAUCUUUUAGCUAAUUGUCAAUAUUAUCACUAGCAAAAAGCUAAUAGUGUUCAAUAGCUGAAGAUAAAAAUUAAAUAAAUUAUAUGAACAUUUUAUAAGAAUAGUUAUGCAAUAAAAAAAUAAUGAUUGUGGACGAUACUGUUUUUAACAUCCUUGCUAUGAAAAUUCUUUUCAAAAAUAUUUCUAAUUUAGUCAUAAAUGAAGCUUAUAAUGGUGAGUAAGCAGUCAAUUUAUUUAAAUCAGCUAUAUAAUAAGAAGAAUUUAAAUAAUCUACAAAUUUAUUUAUUCCUGAUAUUAUAUUUAUGGAUAUAAACAUGCCAAUUAAGGAUGGUAUUUAAGCUACUAAAGAAAUUAAUGAGCUUGCAUUAGUUCAUAAAAUCCAAGUUAAAAUUAUUACUGUUUCAGCAUUUGAUUAAGAAAGUGAUAGAGAAAAUUUUUUAAUAGCAGGAUCACAUUAUCAUAUUGCAAAGCCUAUAAAAAUAGAAUCUCUAGUAGAAGGUCUUCACUAUAUUGGAUACUGA